AACCCACAGCAACUGAGCUACAGCUCCUAGUAUCGCCAGUUUUGUUUUUGACAUCCAGUUUUGUUUUGACAUCCAUAAUUAGGGUUGUCAUCAGGAAUCACAGGCCCUGUAUUACUAAGUUAGCAGGAGGACCCUCAGUGGAGCCCUGAUGAAAAAUAAAAGCCCAUGCACUCAUGGCUAAGCCCCUGACCCACCCAGGCACACCUAUUAUGCCAAAAUCCUGCCCAAUUAUCCAACAAACCCUUGCCCACACCCUUGCAAGCCCCAUACCCUUUACAACCUUUGAAAUGAAUUCUUAUAUCACUGGGGUAGCUCCUGUAUCCCCCUGAUGGUGGCCCUGUCCAUGAUGUAUAUCCUUAUGUAACAUAACUACAUAAUGUGUUGCAGUAUAGUUGGUUAUUAGUAUUUGAAUCCUAGGUCCAAGUGGCCCUGAAGCUGGGGUACUAAGCUAAAUGCUAAUUUUUCUCCAGCCCAUGAACCAUAUAUGUUAUGUGCACCAUAAUGUUUGUGAAGCUGAAGGCUUAGGAAUGUAUCCACCUGCUCUACCCUGAUGCUGGCAGUGCUUAAUGCUACAGUAUAGUGUCCCAUGUACAGUGCAACAGGUUCUUCCCCCAGGCCCCAGCCUACACUGCUCAAAUCUCCUCUGGUGAAUUUGGAAAACAGAUAUUGUACUUGCACAUAUUCACUUGGCACCAGCCACAUACUGCUUUACCCAUAGAUACAGGUGAGAGGUGAGUUGUGACAUGUAAUGGGUAAAGAAAGAACUUAAAGUGUAUAUAGGGUGAUGCUGCUGUAACACAACAGGACCACCAGGAGGGGGAGCUAAGGUGCAAGGUGUGGUUUUAGGAAGUUGCUGAUAUACAGUAGAUUAGAAAUGUGCAGUAACUUCUAGCAAAAACUUUUCAAUUAUGAUUUUUUUUGUAAAUGUUUUUAUAUUGCAUUUUAACUAUAAAACAGUACAGUUGUGGAAAAGUAGUACAGGAGUUAUAUUGGGUAAUGAGAGUCAGUUACAGAGAGCCCUUGUAGGUAAUACAUUAUUUUAAUUGGAACUGUACCUUACACUUAGGAACAGUUAGUAAUAAUGCCUGGGGGAAUUUGACAUUAGUCAGUAAGCCUGCUUUGCAGAUGCCCAUAUUUGCCCUCUAGUGUUUUUCAUUUAUCUGCUGAGCCGGUAGCAGUGGUACAAAGCCACUUACUCUUUCUGCAGCAAGUGUAGCUGCCAUUUCUGUGGCUUACUGACACCUCAGGGCACCCCGGGCUGAAAAUAACCCUUCUGAGGUACAGAUGCUUCUUGCAAAAUUAGCAACAUUUGUUUUUUUAUUUCACCAUUUGAGGAAUGGGACAGCUUAUCCUUAAUAUAUUCUAGCUGCUAUGAUGAUUAGUAUUUAAUUAUGGGGAGGUUAAUGGGGAGGCAGGCAUCAAAAUGCUGAGAAGCAGGUUUCCACUAGGGGAUUCCUAGUGCCGGCUGUGCUUUGGGGGAACUCUCUGCCGUUCCAUGAAUGGUUAGCAUGCUGUAUUGGUGACUGAGCCUCAGUCCCCAGGGGGUUGUGGAUGCUGUAUGAUGUAACUUGCCUCCCUGCAGCUCAUUCACAUCUGCUUGGUAGCAGUAGGCAUGGAGCCAAGACUCCACCCCCUAUUUAGAUGAGGUCAUCCUGUCCCUAUUUUUUUUUUCCUUCCAGAUACUACACAGUCUGCACUGAAUGAGCAGCAGGCUCAUAUCUUUUCCACAGGAGCACAGUCUGUUGGAAGACACCGACACCAGCCUCUUUCUCUGUGGGUCUUUCUCAUUCCUUUAGCAUCUUGUCACGCUGAAGCAUCAUUACUGUUAUCCGGUAUGCAGCAUCAGGACCACGGCUCCUUCUGACUGCAAGCAUUUCCAUCAGCAGCGGGGCAUCACACUGCCUGUUUCAUCUCAUAUGUUUAUCCAAUUUUUCCAGAGCAGUCUGUGUAGCACAUCAGACCCAACAGCGGCAGCCUAAUGAGGAGCCUGUAGAGGAAAACAGCCCAGGUUUAUGCACAGCAGCAUGGCCAGUAAGUGGAUUGGAGCAAGCCAGAGGAAGGAGCAUGUUUGGGGAUGCUGAGCUAACCUUACAUUCAGUAAAGGUCAUUGGUGUGCAAAGAGCAGAUGUGUUGCAGGGCAUUCUCUACUAUUUCACUGCCUGAACUCAUGAUAUUUAACUUGUUUCUGUAUCAGGACUGCAUCAUGCACUGUGGAGCGUAGCUAUCACUCCCCAGGAUUUGUUGGGACUCUGCUUGAUAUUGCCAUCAUCUCCGGAUUCACCCAUGAGCUGCAGUGUGGGAAACAAACAGGUUUGCUGUGCAAGUUUAGGCAGUCAGAACCCCAAGCCUGUUUGACUGGAGACUGUAGAAUGAAAACAAACCCGCAGGCAUCAGCCAAUUGCAGCACUGACCACAAGGGAUCUCUACGCCUGGAAGAGCCACAGGGAGCAGCUCACAUUCACAAUGGCCAAUGAACCAGUUAUACUAAAUGUCUAUGACAUGUACUGGAUCAACGAAUACACCUCAACCUUGGGAAUUGGAGUAUUUCAUUCAGGGAUUGAAAUCUAUGGAAGAGAGUUUGCCUAUGGAGGACACCCUUAUCCAUUUAGUGGGAUUUUUGAAAUCACCCCUGGCAAUGCCGCAGAGCUUGGAGAAACAUUUAAAUUUAAGGAAGCCAUUGCCCUUGGGACCACAGAUUUCACAGAAGAAGACAUUGAUAACAUAAUGGAGGAGCUAGGAAAGGAAUACAAAGGAAACGCCUAUCAUUUAAUGCACAAAAAUUGCAACCACUUUUCUGCAGUGUUGGCAGAGAUGCUGUGUGGGAAGGAAAUCCCAAGAUGGGUGAACCGCCUUGCCUAUUUCAGCUCCUGUAUCCCAUUCCUUCAGAGCUGCCUUCCCAAAGAGUGGCUAAUCCCAGCUGCCUUGCAGAGUCACAUCAGCCUUGGACUCCAAAGAGAAGAUCAGGGGGACACAACAGACGAUGACUCUCCAUCCACCUCUGCAGCAGGGACCACUCGAACCUGUAGACACACCAGAGUCUAACUGAUAGAUGCAUCCCUAUGGACAAUCAGUUUUCAGAUAUUACUGAAAACCUUACAGCCAGACUAAAUCUUUUUAUUUUUAUUGAAGGGUUAAUCCACUGUUGCUGCUCCGUAUUCUCCUUUUUCUGAGUGGGAUUCAUUGUGCUGGCAAAAAGAGUUUUGCCUAUGGAUAAACAAAAAAACUUGGUAACUUUUUAGCUUCAUUAAAAAGUGCAUUCCAAAAGUAA
Xenopus tropicalis (tropical clawed frog) is the source of this 3268-nucleotide messenger RNA. RefSeq names its product desumoylating isopeptidase 2 like (gene desi2l). Gene Ontology annotation, molecular function: palmitoyl-(protein) hydrolase activity; peptidase activity. Lineage: Eukaryota; Metazoa; Chordata; Amphibia; Anura; Pipidae. Bases 2464 to 3042 code for a protein of 192 amino acids. The record is from RefSeq and is a predicted model, not a curated record. The transcript is spliced from 5 exons.